Molecule: messenger RNA, 342 nt
Organism: Puccinia graminis f. sp. tritici CRL 75-36-700-3
Lineage: Eukaryota; Fungi; Basidiomycota; Pucciniomycetes; Pucciniales; Pucciniaceae
Exons: 1
Coding region: 1-342 (113 amino acids)
Source: RefSeq, a predicted model, not a curated record
AUGAUCUUUAACGUUCCCAGAUACCUCUUCCUGGCCGGAUUGCUCCUCAUCAACCAAUCGCUGGCUGCAUCCUGCAGCGUCUGCGACGGCAAGCUCCGAGAAGUCUCGUACAGGGUCGUCAUCUGCAACGACCCUAUCACGUGUGAUAAGGGGGACACCCAUGGGACUUGCACGGCCACCAAAUACGUAAGCUCGAUGGUGUGCAAAAAGUGCAACACCCCUUCGAUCGUCGAAGAAUGCGAACAAAAGGAUUCCCACAAUCGGCUCGCUUGUACCGCACACCCAAACACUCCCCCUUUCUGGACCGGCAAAUUCCGCGGCUGGGACGGCCAGAGUGAUUGA